Messenger RNA from Lachnellula hyalina, 2439 nucleotides. Its product is annotated as Sexual differentiation process protein isp4. Gene Ontology annotation, molecular function: oligopeptide transmembrane transporter activity. The record is from RefSeq and is a predicted model, not a curated record. The coding region runs from base 1 to 2439 and encodes 812 amino acids. Gene Ontology annotation, biological process: transmembrane transport. NCBI's taxonomy places the organism in Eukaryota, Fungi, Ascomycota, Leotiomycetes, Helotiales, Lachnaceae. The transcript has 4 exons.
AUGAUUUCUCGCUUUCGUGGCCAGAAGGAGCCCAAGGUAGGCAUUACCGAAGAAGCUUCCUCUGUUGACGGUGGUACGCGCAUUGGCAGCACGACAUCUGAUGCUCCUGACGUUGAGAUCGAAGCCGUUGCGAAUGCCCAUCUCAAGACGUUCAACAAGCUCCACGAGUUCGAUCCCAAUCUACCAGAAGAUCUGCGACUGGCCGCCAACGCAGCUGCAGAGAACCAUGAUCUAAAGGACGAGCUUAAGCUCGAGCAGGAGGUCAGCGACAACUCUCCAUAUCCCGAGGUUCGAGCUGCGGUGCGCAAUUAUGAUGAAGGUGGUCCAGCAAACACUGUUCGCGCAUGGGUGAUAGGCAUGGUGUUGGUAACAAUCGCUUCUGGUCUCAACCAACUCUUCUUCCUGAGAUACCCAAAUUUCGCUCUCAGCUCUCUCAUCUGUCAAUUGGUCGCCUAUCCAAUCGGAUGCGCCUGGGCGAGAUGGUUGCCCGAAUGGGAAUUCAAUUGGUUUGGAUUAAGAUGGAAAUUAAACCCCGGUCCGUUCAACAUGAAAGAGCAUACAGUAAUCACAGUUAUGGCAAACUGCUCUUUGAGCGGUCCUGUUGCCUACUCUGUCGAUACUAUUAUUGCUCUGAAGGGGUUCUACAAGAAAGAUUUAGGCUGGGGCUUUAACCUUCUUCUCACGGUUUCCAACCAGGUCAUCGGCUAUGGACUUGCUGGUGUUUGUCGUCGAUUCCUCGUUUGGCCUGCUGCCAUGAUCUGGCCUACGAAUCUUGUGAGCACGUCUAUCUUCUACGCCUUACACGAUCACCGGAAAUCCGACCCUGAGAAGACCAGUGGCUGGAGCAUUGGCCGAUAUCGCUACUUCCUCUACGUCGUUCUAGGGUCUUUUGGCUGGCACUGGUUCCCAGAGCUUAUCGCUCCAUUUCUCAGUGUGUUUGCAUUCGUGACUUGGAUCAAACCAAACAGCCCAGUCAUCAACCAACUCUUCGGCGGCUCAUCAGGACUCUCUUUGAUUCCAAUUACUUUCGACUGGAACAUUGUCACUCAAUUCAUUCAGAGCCCACUGCAAUACCCGGUUUUUGCAAUGGUAAAUGUCGCCAUAAGCAUGAUUCUCUUCUUCUGGAUCAUCACCCCUGCGUUGCAUUUCUCCGGGACUUAUUAUGGCGAAUACCUCCCUAUCCUGGAUAACACCAUUCGCGACAAUACGGGGAAAGCCUACAACGUCACCAAAGUCCUGACACCGGAUCUUCGAUUUGACGCUGCGGCCUACAAAGAGUAUUCUCCUCUUUUCAUGUCUCAAGGAAAUAUAUGGUUCUAUUCCAUGUCAUUUGCAGCAAUUUCUGGGGUUCUAGUCCAUACUGCUUUAUACGAACGCAAAGCUAUUUGGGCGAGAUUCAAGGAUGCUCGUGUUGAGGAUGAGGAUAUACACAGAAGACUUAUGCGCAAAUACAAGGAAGUACCUGAGUGGUGGUACAUAGCGAUCUUCGUUGUAAUGUUUGCAGUUUCUAUCGUGGUUGUACAGGUAUGGGACACAGGGCUGCCCGUCUGGGCACUGAUCCUUGCCUACACGCUGCCAAUCAUAUUCAUGGUUCCCAUUGGCAUUGUCCAAGCCGUCACAAACUUCCAGAUCGGACUGAACAUCAUUACUGAACUGAUUGUCGGUUUCAUGCUCCCAGGUCGUCCCAUCGCAAUGAUGCUAUUCAAAGCUUACGGCUACGCUCCCAUGUAUCAAGGAUUACUAUUUACGGGAGAUCUAAAAUUGGGCCACUACAUGAAGGUGCCACCCCGCACUCUGAUGGCCGCACAAGGUGUAGCUACUUUCUGGGCGGCAAUAGUUAACGUCGCUGUCUUGGAAUGGGCCUUUAGCGCCAUCAAAAACAUCUGCGAUCCUGGAAAUACCAACAGUUACAUCUGCCCUGUCGGCCGCAGCGCCUUCAACUCCUCCGUCAUCUUCGGCGUCAUCGGGCCCCAACGUCUUUUCGGCAUGAACGGUCUCUACAAGAACUUCCUCUGGAUGUUCCUUGUUGGCGCCCUCACACCUUGCCUCUUCUACACCCUCACCCGCAUGUUCCCCAAGAGCAAAGUGCGCUAUCUCUCUACACCUCUCAUCUUCGGUGGCGUCCUUUUCAUUCCCCCAGCGACACCUUUGACCUAUAUGUCGUGGGUCAUCGUUGGCUUAACAUUCAACUAUUUCAUACGCCGCAAGUACACCGGAUGGUGGAACCAAUACAACUACCUCACUUCCGGCGGCUUGGAUCUCGGUCUUGCGCUCUGCUUGGUUGUUAUGUUCUUCGCGGUGUCGCUCCCCCAGAAAGCUUUCCCGGAUUGGUGGGGUACAACGGUUGUAGCCAAUACUCUUGAUAGUUUGGAUGCUGCUGUUCAGACGAAGCUUCCAAAAGGACAGACUUUUGGUCCGCCGAAGGGGAGUUGGUCGUAA